AUGGCCGAAGAUCAAGGAAAUCCAGAGCACCUGGCCUUUGAGUACGAUCAAGAGCCAGGACGAGAUCACGAGCAGCCAAGACCGAACCUGCCACCCGAGCGAACAAUGCGAGAAUACCGAACUCCAGCUAUGAAUGAGAACUAUUCGGGAAUCAGGAAACCGACGAUAGCCGCAAAUAACUUCGAGCUGAAGACGGGGCUAAUCAACAUGGUCAUGGCGAACCAAUUCUCCGGAGCAGCCACUGCGGAUCCGAAUCUCCAUCUUGCCAAUUUUUUGGAAAUUUGUGACACGAUCAAAGUUAACGGCGUUUCUGAUGAUGCCAUUCGGUUGAAGCUAUUCUCAUUUUCUGUCAGAGACAAAGCGAAGAGUUGGCUUCUGAGUCUUAAUCCAGGAUCACUCACCUGUUGGGAAGAAUUAUCACAAGCCUUUCUGGCACGAUUCUUUCCACCCUCAAAGACCGCACAACUACGAAGAGAUGUAGGCAAUUUCAGACAGAUGAGCCAAGAGCCGAUGCACGAGUCUUGGGAGAGAUUCAAAGACUUAUUACGACAAUGCCCUCAACACGGAUUCAACCCGUGGGAUCAAAUGGAGUUAUUCUACAAUGGGCUCGAUCAGCCAGCCCGAUCUCUAGUCGAUGCAGCCUCAGGUGGAUCAUUGCAAAACAAGACUCCCACAGACGCUCGAGACAUUGUCGAGCGAAUGUGUGAAAAUGCUUACCAUUGGCCGUCCGAACGGAGUGGUAUACAAAAGGUGGCCGGAGUCCACCAACUCGAUCCUUUAGCCGCAGUUUCAGCACAAUUAGCGAUCCUAUCAAAUCAGGUCGCCCAAAUUUCAGUUCGAGGGCCACAGACCGAACGAGUAGCAGCAGCAAGUACCUCGCAAGCCACAAACGACGAUUGGGAGCAGGCACACUUUAUGAACCACCGAUUCAACAAUUUCCGAGGAACCAACAAUCAGAACCAAAACCCUACUCAUUACCACCCGGGAAUUCGGAACCACGAGAACUUCUCCUAUGCCAAUCCGAAAAAUGCUCUACAACCACCUCUCGAUUUCAACCAUCAAAGAGAGCAACGAGGGACAACGUAUGACGAUCGUCUUCACCGACAAGAACAGGAAAUGGAGGGCCUGAAAUCAACAAUGAAGAACAUGGAAAAGCAAAUAGGGCAAAUCGCCCAAUCCAUGUCCACAAUGGCCAAGGGUGGAUUUCCGAGCAAUACCGAAGUCAAUCCAAAGGAAAGCUGUCAAGCCAUAACCACCCGAAGUGGUUUGCAAAUGACCGAUCCUCCUUAUCCAACAGACGAGUCACCAAGACCAGCUGUUCAAUCGACCCCGGUCGAGCCGGAAAUUACCAUCUCAGGGAGUAAUACAAAAGAGGCUAGUAAGCCCAAUAACAUUUCUUUUCCUGAUAAUCCUCCUCUUAUGAUAACUCCCAUUCCUUUUCCAGAAAGACAGAAGAAGAAGAAGUUCAAGGAUCAAUUGAAGAAGUUCAUUGAAAAGAUCAAGCAGAUUCGAAUCAACAUCCCUUUUGCAGAAGCCUUGGAGGUAAUGCCAAACUACACCAAGUUCAUGAGGGAAGUCCUAUCCAAGAAAAUUCGAAUCGAAGAAGACACACCAGUGACACUCACGGCAACUUGCAGUGCCAUUCUUCAGUCGAAUCUACCACCAAAAAUGAAAGAUCCAGGGAGUUACACUAUUCCUUGUAUUAUUGGCAAUUCUACUUUCGAUAAAGCUUUAUGUGAUCUGGGGGCAACUAGCUGA
Messenger RNA from Erythranthe guttata (spotted monkey flower), 1758 nucleotides. NCBI's taxonomy places the organism in Eukaryota, Viridiplantae, Streptophyta, Magnoliopsida, Lamiales, Phrymaceae. The record is from RefSeq and is a predicted model, not a curated record.